Molecule: messenger RNA, 796 nt
Organism: Aspergillus campestris IBT 28561
Lineage: Eukaryota; Fungi; Ascomycota; Eurotiomycetes; Eurotiales; Aspergillaceae
Exons: 1
Coding region: 136-579 (147 amino acids)
Source: RefSeq, a predicted model, not a curated record
AGUGUCUGAUGGGACUGAAAUUCGUGACCCUCCUUCCUCCCGAGUAGAGAUAGAGCUCCGUCCGCAAGUUCGGCGCUGUUCUCUUGAUUAGGAAAGACCUCAACCCACUGGAAAGUUUUGCUCACGGUCGAUCUCAUGUUUCUUUUUCUCUCUGAUUUGUUUCAUCUUUACCGCUUUGUAGGUUUUCUUGGUUUCUCUUCUUUUUUCCGUUUCGGCAUUUCAAGACUGGGAGGGGGAAUUCCGGGCCCUCAAUGUCAAAGUGGAUAUGGUGUGGAGUGGUCAAUAAAAUUGUGCAGUGGUGCACCUAGAUCCUGGAAGUCUACGCGUUGCAUGCGAAAUUCGCAUCAUUCUCUUAUGUCUUUUCUUUCUUGUUCACUUCCCUUUAUAUUUUUGUUUUUUACCCCUCCACUUCUGUGGUUUCCAUUCUGGUGGUUCGGUGUUUGUUUCAAACCACUCCAAAACUCCAACAAUCGUGAACGGCAAGGUUACAACUAUAUCACUCAAUACCAACCUACCGUGUGCCAGAGUCCCCGGAGGACGUCCAAAGUCCAGACCAUAUUCCAGCUCAAGCCCCUGUAAAACCUAGGGAAGGGAGAACGCUCCCGCAGCAGCCAGACAGAUGCACGGCAGUGGACUCAGGUUUCUCAGUCGAUGGUAAAACAAUCAGCUAGCGGGGGAGAACCCUUGAAUAAUAGUGGAAUAGAACAAUAAGGUAUCGAGCUAGAACGAGCUCUCCACUGCCACGGGUCUGCUUACCAGCGAAUAAGGGACCACGGCACAAGCAAAAGGGACCCAC